CGCCGCCGCCGCGCUCCGCUCCGCGCCCGAGGAAGCUCCGCGCCGCUCCGCCUGCGGGGCGCUCCCGCCGCGGGGAGCCCAGGAAUAACCAACCAUGACUACAGAAUCGGGAUCAGACUCCGAGUCCAAGGAUAAAGAGCAGGAUCAGGAGGAGAGCCCUGCUCAGGAAGGGGCGGCAGAGACCCAGCCUCAGGAGCAGCAGCAGCCCCAGCAGCCUCAGCAGCCGCAGCAGCAGCCGAGCGAGGAGCAGCAGACCGCGCUCGAGCAGUUCUCGGCCGUGGCAGCGCACAGCACGCCCGUCAGAAGGGAGCAGGCUACAGAGAAAGAACAGGAGUUUGCUGCUGCAAGUGCAAAACAGUUGGAAUAUCAGCAGCUAGAGGACGACAAGCUCUCUCAAAAAUCUUCAUCUAGCAAACUUUCCAAGUCUCCUCUAAAGAUCGUCAAGAAACCGAAAAAUAUGCAAUGCAAAGUGACGCUCCUGGAUGGAUCGGAGUAUGCCUGUGAAGUAGAGAAACGUUCCAGAGGUCAAGUGCUAUUUGACAAAGUGUGCGAGCAUCUGAACCUUUUGGAAAAAGACUACUUUGGGCUAACAUACAGAGACACAGAAAACCAAAAGAAUUGGUUGGACCCUGCCAAGGAAAUCAAGAAGCAGAUCCGAAGUGGUGCUUGGCAGUUUGCAUUUAAUGUGAAAUUCUACCCUCCAGACCCUGCCCAGCUAUCUGAAGACAUUACCAGGUACUACCUCUGCCUGCAGCUGAGAGAUGACAUCGUUUCGGGCCGGCUGCCCUGCUCCUUCGUCACGCUGGCCCUGCUGGGCUCCUACACCGUGCAGUCGGAGCUCGGCGACUACGACCCCGACGAGUACGGCAGCGACUACAUCAGCGAGUUCCGCUUCGCGCCCAACCACACCAAGGAGCUGGAGGACAAAGUGAUCGAGCUGCACAAGAGCCACAGGGGAAUGACACCUGCAGAAGCUGAGAUGCAUUUCCUGGAGAAUGCCAAAAAACUAUCAAUGUAUGGAGUAGACCUCCAUCAUGCCAAGGAUUCUGAAGGAGUGGAAAUCAUGCUAGGAGUCUGUGCAAGUGGACUCUUAAUAUAUCGAGACAGACUCAGAAUAAAUAGAUUUGCCUGGCCAAAGGUUUUGAAAAUUUCCUACAAGAGGAACAACUUCUACAUCAAAAUCCGACCAGGGGAGUUUGAGCAGUUUGAAAGCACUAUUGGGUUUAAGUUGCCAAAUCAUCGUGCUGCAAAGCGCUUAUGGAAAGUGUGUGUUGAACACCAUACAUUUUUCAGGCUCCUGCUGCCAGAAGCACCUCCAAAGAAGUUCCUCACGUUGGGCUCCAAGUUCCGCUACAGCGGCCGGACGCAGGCGCAGACGAGAAGAGCCAGCGCCCUCAUAGACCGUCCUGCCCCUUACUUUGAGCGCUCCUCCAGUAAACGUUACACCAUGUCUCGCAGCUUGGAUGGGGCAUCAGUGAAUGAAAACCAUGAAAUGUACAUGAAGGAUUCUGUGUCUGCUGCAGAGGUUGGUACUGGCCAGUACGCCACAACAAAGGGCAUCUCUCAGACCAACUUGAUAACCACUGUGACUCCAGAGAAAAAGACAGAAGAGGACAAAGAUGAUGAAGAGGGCAAAAAGAAGAGAGCAGAGGAAGUCACCCCGAUUUCAGCAAUACGCCAUGACACCAAGCCAUCUUUGCUUGGCACUGAUUCCCACCACUCCUCGCCAUCCUCUCAGCCUGGCCCCCAUGUAUCUUCAGCAAAGCUUCGCAGGAGAUGCAAGGAGAGCACUCGGACAAAGUCCUUAGGCUGUGAGGCCCCCAAAGAGAGUGCUCCAAAGCACAGCGAGUCGGAGCCAGACUCUGACAGAAAGGGGCAAGUUUGCUCCGCCGAGCAAGACGUGGCUUUUGGCUACAAGCAAAAAGCCGGCAAAGGCGGAACACUGUUCUCCUUCUCCUUGCAACUUCCAGAGUCAUUUCCUUCCCUCCUGGAUGACGAUGGCUACCUGUCGCUCCCUAACCUCUCCGAAACCAACCUCCUGCCUGCCAGUGUGCAGCACUACCUCCCCAUCCGCUCCCCCUCCCUCGUGCCUUGCUUCCUCUUCAUUUUUUUCUUUCUGCUCUCUGCCUCUUUCUCAGUGCCAUACGCCCUCACUCUCUCCUUUCCUCUGGCUAUGUGCCUCUGCUACCUGGAGCCCAAGGCGGCCUCCUUGAGUGCCUCACUUGCCAAUGACCUGAGUGACAGUUCAGAGGAAGAGACUGACAGUGAGCAGACGGACACUGCGGCUGAUGGUGAGACCACUGCCACCGAGUCGGAUCAAGAGGAGGACGGAGAUCUAAAGGCACAGAAUAGUCUGAUUAAGCGAAUACAGGGUGAAAAUGUGUAUGUCAAACAUAGUAAUCUUAUGUUAGAGGAUCUAGACAAAACCCAGGAAGAUCUGAUGAAACAUCAGACCAAUAUAAGCGAGUUGAAACGCACCUUCUUGGAAACCUCCACAGAAACGACUGUGUCUAAUGAGUGGGAGAAGAGGCUUUCCACAUCUCCCGUUCGGCUUGCAGCAAGGCAGGAGGAUGCUCCUAUGAUUGAACCACUAGUGCCUGAAGAGACCAAAGAAGAAACAGAAAAAUCAGAAAAACUCAUAAUUUUGCAGAAGGGAGGUACUACAUUCCUUGAAAUGCAGACUAAACAGUCCACCAGUGAAAAAACCUUGGAUGGUUCAGAUAUCUUCACUUUAAUAGAGUCUGCCAGAAAACCAACUGAGUUCAUAGGAGGGGUUACUUCUACUUCCCAUACCUGGGCUCAGAGAAUAGACACGACGACAUCUCAGGAGAUCACUUCCAGUGACAUGAAGCAAGCAGUUCAGCCGGAUCAGGAUACAGUGCAGAAGGUUGUACAGGAGACUGUAGUUGUCAAGGAGAGACAUGGGAUGGAGGUGCAUGCAGGCGGGGAUCCUGCUAAAGUGGCCGGACUUACACUGGAUGCCCAGGCUGAGGCAGCGUCGGCGGUGGCUGCUGGCGUGAAAGGGAAGGAGGGCUCUGCUGGGACUGAGGGGGCCAAGGAGGAAAAAAGGGAGGAGGCUGGGAAAGCCCAAACCAAACAGGAAGGAGUCGCUGCCGCUGCUUCGAGUGAGCAGGCGGAGGAGCACAGAACAACAGUCCAACUUUCAGAGUCUUUGGAAAGAAAACCUCAUUUUGAGUCACCAGUUGUGAAGACUGAGACUAUAAGUUUCAGCAGUGUUCCUGCUGGUGGGGAAACCCUUGAAAUUUCAACAAAGGAAGUGCCAGUAGUCCAUACAGAAACAAAAACCAUUACAUAUGAGUCUUCUCAGGUGGAUUGUGGUGCUGACUCUGAACCAGGUGUACUGAUGAGUGCACAAACGAUCACAUCUGAAACCACCAGCACUACAACUACUACACAUAUCACCAAAACUGUGAAAGGAGGCAUCUCAGAGACAAGAAUUGAAAAACGAAUAGUCAUCACAGGAGAUGCAGAUAUUGAUCAUGAUCAGGCGCUGGCUCAGGCAAUUAAAGAAGCCAAAGAGCAGCACCCUGACAUGUCAGUGACCAAAGUAGUGGUACAUAAAGAGACAGAAAUCACACCAGAAGAUGGGGAGGAUUGACCACAGGAAUAACCUAGAAUGCAUAUGAAUCCAGACAUGCAUACCAGUAGGAAUACGAGAACCUAUACGGAGUCUCAGUUCCAACCUGACUGACUUGUAUCUGUCUAUGGAAAAUUUCAGUACAGAAGAAUUGAUCUUGACCGUUAAUAAAGAAACUGGCAGAGAUACCUUCCCAUAGAAAGCAAUCUGAAUCAGCAGCAGUUAAACAAUAUUGCAUGAAGCAACAAUAAAAUUACAGAAAAGCAGCAUUUUUAAUUUUCUUAAAAUGUCUAAGUUUUCAGCUUUACCUGCACGUUCAUAAACAAUAUAAACAGUGAUCUCAUGUAACACAUAAACAGUUCAUGCCUUUCACAGUUUCUGAAAGUCUAAACAAAUUAAAAUUUGUUAGGUGGCAAGCCUUUUGUUUACAAAUAUUGUAAAUGAAGAUUACCCCGAAAAUGCUAGAAGCUGUAUAGGUACUGUGUAUAAUGUUUUACCACACAUUAGAUGUGCCAAUAACACAGUUUAUUCAGUAAACAACUUGAAUCUUAUAUUUGUUUCAUCUGGUUUUAUUACUGCCCGAUAAACGAUGAUGAAUCUUUACUCUUAUCAAAACAUAUAAAUGCUUACAAAGUGUGCUUUGUAUACCUGACUGAAUACCUUAUGAGGUAGUAAUGAUUUUAGUAUAUUAACUUUAAUGAUUUUUGUCAGCAUUGUUAAGAGUCAGCUUCCAGUCACCCUUCACAGAUCCUAACCUUGUAAAUUAUAUGUAGUUAUUUUGGAGAAAAAAAAAUCUGUAUUUUACUUAGUUUGCAGCUUUAGAAAAUUAUUAAUCUUAAAUAACCGUGAUGGUUUUCUAUUGAUUUCCCUUUUGUUCUCAGAGAAAAAAAAAAUCUGUUUGAGAAUCUGGUCAGCAUUUACUAUCUAGUUCUGAGUCAAGCCUUAACCUGUACAGAACGUCCACUGAAAACUCGCUAGUGUCCAGCUCUAAUACCCACGGAAGGGAUAGCGUCCAUUACACUGUCAGCUGCAUCACAACACAUGGUGAAUGUAUGUUUCUGCAUAGUGAAAUAAAAGUGGUAAAUGCA
Melospiza georgiana is the source of this 4686-nucleotide messenger RNA. RefSeq names its product erythrocyte membrane protein band 4.1 like 3 (gene EPB41L3). The transcript has 25 exons. The record is from RefSeq and is a predicted model, not a curated record. Gene Ontology annotation, cellular component: cytoskeleton; plasma membrane. Lineage: Eukaryota; Metazoa; Chordata; Aves; Passeriformes; Passerellidae. Gene Ontology annotation, biological process: cortical actin cytoskeleton organization. Gene Ontology annotation, molecular function: actin binding; structural molecule activity. The coding region runs from base 95 to 3619 and encodes 1174 amino acids.